AUGGAGUGCUCCGAGAAGCAGUAUCAGCUGCUUCAAAAUUACAGUUUCAAUGAACCGACAACUUCUGUUCACAACAGUUAUGGAAGUGUUCCACCAGUUAGUGUAAAUCCAACAUUUCGAAUUGACCCACCCUGUCCAUCAACAGAUAUUGAUCAGUGUUCUAGUCAGGUUCUGACUUUUAAUGAUGCACCACUAACAGACUGUCAGGAGAGGCCUAUAGUGGUCACGGGAACCAAAGCCAAGAGGAACCUGGGUUAUUCAGUUUAUGCUGAAAACUUCAACAAGUUGUUACAACGAGGGUCAGGAACUAAUCGGCGAAAGCCAAAUAUGCGAGUGGUCGGAGAGGAAGAAGAAGUGGUAUAUUAUGGAACUGAGAGCAAUGAACAAUGUGGAAUUGCUUUUGAUGAGCGUGAUGAAAGAGAAAUAGUUAAAAGCUUGCCACCAGAACAGCUGGAGGAACCGACUGAACAACCCCAGGUGUCUAUCGAGUCUGCAACUGUUGAUUACUGCCCAGAUAACGAUUCUUCAUCCUCUAACCUUAGUAGUCUUCCUAGAAAUCCAGCUGACGGCGAAAAAAGAGAACAAGAUUUUUCUUCAGAUCGGUUUAAAACUAAACCGGCUAUAUCAUAUGCAACUUUGGUCGCUUUGGCUUUGAAAAAUAGUAAGAAUGGCUGCUUAACUGUGCAAGAAGUGUACGAUUUUGUUGACACUAACUUUCCUUUCUUCCGGACUGCCAACAGUGGCUGGAAAAACUCGGUGCGCCAUAACUUGUCAUUUAGCAAAUACUUUAUGAAAAUUGAAACUAGGAGAGGAGAAGGUGAUUCUCGUAGAUCGUAUAUAUGGACUGUAAACCCCGCUAGGAGUCAGGAAUUGGAACAGUCUUUGGCAAAAUUAAUGGAGAGAGACAAAGAGAACACGUUGAAAUGCCUUGCAAAUCCAGACGACUUCGAUGCAAUUCGGACAGGAACUCUUAAUUUUAAGUUUAAAAGACCAGGGCGAAGGAAACCUAUGGUGCAAAUUGGAAGCAAAGAUCCAGGUUUGUCACGUUCAUUUAGCGCAGGUACAAGCAGACAGGAUGGGAAACCCAAUCAUUCAACUAAUUUUGGGCCGUCUUCUCAGCUUGCUUACAGUAGUGGCGCUACGAAAGUUCAAACAUUCAGAGGCCCCCGACGUGUGUUGAGUUUUGGUGCGACACCUACGGGGGGUGUAUCCGAAUUAAUUGAGGAUGCCAGCAGAAAUUGCUCAGAUGAUAGUGCACAGUAUAAUACGUGCCCUUUACCAGAGUUAACGAAACUUCUUAAUGAAAACGACGAUGAUUUAUUAUUUUGCCAGUCACCUCAGGCUUCGUCUUCAGUCUUCGCAGUCACAAGAUAUCCGUCUUCACCAGAAGUCUCUAGUGAUGUUGAGGGUCUUACGAUGGAAUCUUCACAGCUACGAAGAAAUGAAGUGUCUGUGUGCAAUGAUCUUAACAAGGUGCAUUUGGUAGAUCCUGUUAGUACCAGUAGCGUAAGCGAAGACUCUCCAGAUGUUUUCCAUGGCAGCUCUCAACUUAGUUUGACUGAUCUGGAGUUGGAACGUCAGUUCCAGUUAACACCUCCAUGCAAAAUUGAUUCCACAAAUUGGGAUGAUAUUUCAAAUAUUGUUUCUCCAGGAAAUGAUGUUAUGCUCUCUGACGCCAUUGUAAAUAAAAGUCCAGAGCAGGACCUGAAAUCUCCAAGUUUUGACCAGUGGCAAUAUGAACCUGUGACUCCUAGUCGCUGGACUGAUUUUGGAGGGCCAUGCCGGACACCGCAGUAUAAAAUUGCUCGGAAUCAUCUUUUGUAA
Enterobius vermicularis (human pinworm) is the source of this 1824-nucleotide messenger RNA. NCBI's taxonomy places the organism in Eukaryota, Metazoa, Nematoda, Chromadorea, Rhabditida, Oxyuridae. The record is from the annotation of a GenBank genome assembly.